GAAACUCCCUUUAAACAGAACUUAGUGACAUGCUUGUUUUGUUUAAACUUUAAACACCACUUUGUAUGUGGUUUAUCGUAAUAUGUGGUAUCAAAUGGUUUUUAAAACAAGAUUAGAAAAGAUGAACAUGGUUUUAUGUACAAGAUUUGCUUAAAUAUUCAAGCAAAACCGAUUAAUGGAAACUAUUUGAUCAAAGCAAUAUUAGCGGAUUGAUAGGUUUUUACUGUGUCUUCAAUAUUUUCUAUGAAAUAACUGGUUAUUAAAUAACAUACUGUGAAAUAUCUGGUUAAUAGAUGACAACAUACUUUAAAAUAGCUUGUUAUUGUUAUUGGAUAACAUUUGAUGACCAUAAUGGUUAUGAAAGGGAAAUGUUCUAAAUUUAGAUGUAGUUAAAAAUGGGAAGAGGUGAUAAAACUAGUAUCGUGUAUAUAUGGAUUCUUUUAGUUAACAUCGUUCAAAAAGCGUUCUGUCAGUGCAGCGGCUCACCUUUAACAGUCUCCGCCAGUGAAGAACCUGCGAAGUUUAUAUCCCCUGGUUACCCUACGUCUUAUACAAAUGACUUGACCUGUCAAUGGUUGAUAGACUCAGGGGUGGCUGGACAAAAGAUCAUCUUGUACUCGGAUAACAUUAAUGUUGAUUGUGCAUUCGGAGAUAUCAUUAACAUUUAUGAUGGUUCAAGUACGUCAGAUACUACCUUGCACACAAAUUUAUGUGGGACAACAUUAAAAAGCAAUGAAUAUAUCUCCAGUGGAAGAUAUGUAUUGGUUGAAUUUACAUCGGAUUCUGCAACAGUAGGUCCUGGGUUCGAAAUGACAUACCUUUCAGCUGCGGACACAUCGGGCACUGGCUGCUCUUCAGAAUACACUUUAACAGCAUCAACAACAUCGCAAUAUCUUACCUCACAAAGUUUUCCAGCAUUGUAUGCCGGGUCGAGUUCAUGUCGAUGGCUACUAACUGCAUCAAACACCCAGGCUACCAUAGAUUUUCAAGUUGUUUGGAGUGACGUUGAGACAGAUGCUAAUUGUGCAUAUGACAAACUUGUAAUUUAUGAUGGGAGAUAUGUUUGCGAAAACAAAGUGUUGCUGACUGAUUGCUCCGCACGCACGAGCGCAGACGAUACGCCCACUGUGUUUACGUCAUCAUCAUACCACGUGCUGGUCACGUUCUCAUCAGAUCAAUCAUUUAAUAGAUAUGGUUUUGUUAUAAAAUUCACUGAAAACCAAGUUAACACUACAACAACAACCACUGUCACACAGGCUUCUACAACACAAGGAAGUUCAGGCCAGGCUGUGAGAACAGAAACAAUUAUAAAAACAGAAGUUAGCAUAGCUCUGAUGGCAGCAAGUGCCGUUGCCGGAGCAAUAUCUGCACUUGGUAUCGUAGCAACGAUAUGGGUAAUCAAAUACAUCAAAGCCAAAAAGAAAAUAAAGAAAGGUCUCAUUACUGUUCAUUCUAUAGCACCGCUUCCAGCCAGACAAACUGUGUUCGCACCAAGGCAACCAACAAACGUUCUAUCAUUUGUGUGAUGAUUAUUCAAGAAUUCCUUGUCUGUUUGUUUACCACGCUUCUUUCAAAAUGUGCCAAAUGUUCAAGACAUAACCAAUGCUUACAGGCAUAAUGUGAACUCAUAGUACUAUUGCUCAAACUAUUUAUGUAAACAUUAUAUGAGGCUUAUAAAAGCAAUAUCAAAAAUGAUAAGAAAUAUUGAUACAUGAGUGUAUAUGCAUAAUCUAUGCCUUAUUGACUGCUUAUUUGAGCCGCGUCACGACAAAACCAACAUAGUGGGUUUGCGACUAGCAUGGAUCCAGAACAGCAUGCGCAUCCGCGCAGUCUGAUCAUGAUCCAUACUGUUCGCUUACAAACCCUAUAACAAGUAGAGAAACUGAAAGCGAACAGCAUGGAUCCUGAUCAGACUGCGCGAAUGCGCAGGCUGGUCUGGAUCCAUGCUGGUCGAAAACCCAUUAUGUUGGUUUUGUCGUGACGCGGCUCAUUUAUUGUAAACAGUCACCUGGUAGUUUCAAGUUUAUUCUUUUCAGAAAAUUGAAUGCUCGACGAGUAUAUCAUGAAGUCAACGAGCCAUUGGUAUUAUGAGUGAUUUGUUAUAUACUGUGACAAUCUGAAAUUUUAGUUUAGUUAAACAACAUUUUAUUUCAAUCAAACAUAUAUACGCAAUAUAAUUACAAUAAAAUGCUAAAAAGGAUGAAGCUUUUUUAGAAAUUCUCUCCUUGGAAUGAAACGAUUGUCAUUAAUGAUAACAUUUAAAUGAGCCGCGUCACGACAAAACCAUCGUAAUGCGUUUGCGACCAGCAUGGAUCCAGACCAGCCUGCGCAUCCGCGCAGUCUGAUCAGGAUACAUGCUGUUCGCUUACCAACCCUAUUACAAGUAGAGAAACUGAUAGCGAACAGCAU
This is a messenger RNA of Ruditapes philippinarum (Manila clam), 2409 nucleotides long. RefSeq names its product cubilin-like. The transcript has 9 exons. Bases 396 to 1526 code for a protein of 376 amino acids. NCBI's taxonomy places the organism in Eukaryota, Metazoa, Mollusca, Bivalvia, Venerida, Veneridae. The record is from RefSeq and is a predicted model, not a curated record.